AUGCGUCAUACCUCUAUUCUCGCAACCUCUCUCCUGGCUGUCGGUGCUCUUGCAUGGCCGAGACAUGCUGUGGGGACUGACCAGUUGACAGUUCAAACAUCUUCCGGUCUGGUGUACGGAAAUCAAGAUCCAGAGUUUCCCAAUGUUCGUCAGUUCUUUGGCAUACCCUUUGCACAACCUCCCACAGGAUCACUCCGCUUCGAGCCUCCUCAACCCUUACCGGUAUCGGCUUCGAAGAAAACCAUCAACAAUACCGAAUUGCCACCAAGUUGUAUGCAAUACCUCAAUACUGUAAGCCCUGGAGUCUACGUUGAUCAGAUCCUCGAAUUUGGUCUCCAAGGCAAANACGGCACGGGAGCAAUCAGCGAGGAUUGCUUGACCCUCAGCGUAUGGACACCGACCAGCAACAGCAGUCAGUCCUGCUCGAGCAAUGAGCUGCUUCCAGUCCUCAUCUGGGUAUACGGAGGUGGCUUUGUCACUGGAGGACAAGAUGUGCCGUACCAGAUUCCGAGCCAGUGGAUUCAGCGAACACAAGACCACAUUGUGGUCGCCAUCAACCACCGUCUGAACAUCUUUGGCUUCCCCAAUGCGGCAGGAUUGAGCGAUCAGAAUGUUGGUCUGUUAGAUCAGAGGGCAGCAGUCGAGUGGGUGCGUGACAACAUUGUCAGGUUUGGAGGUGAUCCUUCGCGAAUGCUUCUCUGGGGUCAGUCAGCUGGUUCGGCCAGUGUAGACUACUACAACUAUGCCUACCCCAAAGAUCCCAUCGUGUCUGGUUUCAGCAUGGACUCUGGCACAGCCUUCAUCGGCAUCAACUCCGCUGAUCCUCAACACACGAAUUUUACUUUUGUCGCUUCUCAGCUCGGUUGCGCCAAUUCUUCUUCUCCGACCGAUGAGCUUGCCUGUGUACGCAAACUCCCAGCUUCAACCAUUGAGGACUUUGUCAAGAACUACCAGGAGAAUGGCACCACACCAUCUAUCAGUUUCCUCCCCUCAGUCGAUGAGAAAGUGGUCUUCAGCAACUACACCGCCCGUGCACUAGCAGGACUCCAAGCAAACUUGCCGGCUAUCAUUGGUACAAACGCUCAAGACGGCGUACCCUUCGCUCCUUACAGCCCGUCUGGCCCCAAUGCUACACUCGCGCAACUAGCACUCUUGAGAACCUUCUUCUGUCCUGCCACUGAGUCCAUCCGUUUGCGCCAAUUGACCAACCGUCCCACAUACCGCUAUGUCUACAGCGGCAACUUCUCAAACAUUGCGCCCUCAGGUUGGUUGGGUGCUUAUCAUUCUUCCGAAUUACCUUUGCUUUUUGGCACUUUCGACAACUUCAGAGGCCAGGGUCCUGCCCUGGAGAACCAGACCAGUGUUGCCAUGCAAGAUGCUUGGGUGGCAUUUACCAAGGGUGGUAUGACUGGUAUCGAGCAGACUGGCUGGCAAGAAUACGAAAUGCUUGGGGAGAGCACAGUGAGAGACUUUGGAGACGGUGUGGCUGUCAAGGAUGUCGAUUUGAGGUAUCUGGAGAAUCUCUGUGAUGGAUCGAAGCCUAACUAUAGUGCUUGA
Molecule: messenger RNA, 1557 nt
Organism: Aureobasidium musti
Lineage: Eukaryota; Fungi; Ascomycota; Dothideomycetes; Dothideales; Saccotheciaceae
Source: the annotation of a GenBank genome assembly